Molecule: messenger RNA, 1518 nt
Organism: Paraphaeosphaeria sporulosa
Lineage: Eukaryota; Fungi; Ascomycota; Dothideomycetes; Pleosporales; Didymosphaeriaceae
Product: bifunctional solanapyrone synthase
Exons: 3
Coding region: 1-1518 (505 amino acids)
Molecular function (GO): FAD binding
Source: RefSeq, a predicted model, not a curated record
AUGUUCUUUUCAGCGAAUUCGAUUCACGCGCUCAUUGUGCUUAUCGCUCCUGCAUAUGGUUAUCCUGGGCCUAUACCAAGAUCGCAUGCCCCUGUCACCCACGUUGCACCUCGACUUGAGGGUGCGGACGUUGCCUGUUCCACGUUUGCAGCUGCAUGGCCAGAAGCAGUUGUUACACGCGCCAACACAACGGAAUAUACUUCAGAAAUCAAGGCGCACUGGUCACAGACAGCAUGGAAAUCUCCAGAUUGCAUAGUGACACCUGCAUCUGUGCAAGAGCUCCAGUCAGCAUAUUCGCAGAUUGUUUCCUCCAAUGUAACGUUCGCUAUUAGAGGUUGUGGCCAUUCACCUCUCCCAUUGUGGGCGAACGUAGACAACGGUAUACUACUAUCUACGAAAUCGAUCACCAGCAUUGAAUUCAACGAGACCUCGGAAACUGUUCGAGCUGGUUUUGGCAAUAAUUGGGGGGCGUUGUAUACUUACCUCAGGCCAUAUGGCAGGAUCGUUGUCGGCGGAAGGUCGCCAAGUGUCGGCCUUGCUACGAUACUAGGAGGCGGCCUAUCGCAUUUAUCAAGCCUUUACGGAUUCGUGUCCGACAAUGUCCUCGAGUUCGAGUUGAUCAAUGGUAGCGGCGAGCUGAUCAGAGCGAGUUCCCAAACGAAUGCGGAACUAUUCUACGCGCUCAAAGCAGGUGGCACUAAUUUUGGCAUUGUGACGCAUGUCACGAUGAGGACAUUCCCCCUAGAGAAAGUAUGGGGCGGUGCACUUGUGUUCACGAACGAUCAUAGAGAUGACAUUAUGCGAGCUUUAUCGACGUACCAGAAUUCUGGACAACUUGAUGCGAUGUCAGCGGUCCUUCCUUAUAUGGGCCUCAAUAACGACACUACGUAUAUUAUACUCGUAUAUCUUGAUGAAGUCGAAAAGCCAGAGGCAUUUCGGCCUUUCUACGAUAUUCCAUCAAUAUACGAUGGUACGCGCGUCUACGACAGCUUAAUGGAUCUGAUCAGCGAGGAUCUCAACCUUGUGGUACCAAGAUGGAUAUACGGAGCGACCACAUUUCUACAAGAUGAGCAACUCUAUAUUGACGUUGCGAAAAUAGCUCAGAACGCAACAUCGCGUCUCUCAUCCAUCAAUGGAGGCUCCUUGGUGUUUCAGCCACAACCGAUCUCUACAGCCAUGAUCAAUAACUCUCUGACACGGGGUACCAGCCCAUUGACAGCAAGACUGGAGAACAAAGCCCAAAUCUGGCUCGAAAUGAACUUCGGAUGGAAUUAUGAAUCUGACGACAGUCGCGUGGGAGAGAUUUUAGAGGAAACACUGGCGCAGAUUGAAAAGCUGGCAAAGAUGCGCCAGUUAUAUUCAGAAUUCGUCUUCCCAAAUGAUGCGUAUCUGAGUCAGGAUCCGUUACGAAGCUUUGGUACGAACACUUUUCGGAAGUUGAAACGCAUUUCCAGGACAUACGAUCCCAUGGGGAUCUUCCAAUCACGCCUUGCAGGUGGCUUCAAGUUAGGGGCAUAG